Hevea brasiliensis (rubber tree) is the source of this 1427-nucleotide messenger RNA. Its product is annotated as RING-H2 finger protein ATL56. The transcript has a single exon. The record is from RefSeq and is a predicted model, not a curated record. NCBI's taxonomy places the organism in Eukaryota, Viridiplantae, Streptophyta, Magnoliopsida, Malpighiales, Euphorbiaceae. The coding region runs from base 305 to 760 and encodes 151 amino acids.
CUUUCCUAAAGAUUAUUUCUUUUUCAACUUUUCUUGAUGAUCUUGAAAGAAAGAGAAAAUUCGUACCAUUUGGUUCAAUGAGAUCAAUGACUUUGUUCCAUGACUAUGACUUCUGCACAGAGUCUUCAACUUUUGGGUUUUGAAGUGUUUAUGGUAAUCUGCUGCUACAUGUGAUUUGCCGUUGUUGGAAAUAAUAGAGUUCGUUCUGGGAAUUGGUUCUUUAUGGCAUGAGAGCACCAAAAUUUGAAUGCUUUAAGGAAAUCUCUUUCUGGAUUUUGGAGAUUAGUAAUAUUAUAUAAAUAUUAUGGUAAUGGAGAUCAUCAUCUCUGUGAUACUAUUGUUUGUGGGUAUUGCUGUUUUGGUACUGAUUCAUCUUUGUAUAGUUGGAAGAGCUUUCAGGAGAGGAUAUGAGAAUGGUCAGGAUAUGGUUCCAGCAGGUAUUAGCAGCAGCAGCAGGAAUGGAACCAAAAAGAUCGCAAACGAGGAUUUGAAGAAUCUUCCAUGCUUCGAUUUCAUGGCAAAAGGGAGGGGAGAAACUAGCUCUGUGGAUUGUGUCGUUUGUUUAGAGAACUUCAAUGUGGGUGAUAAAUGCAGAUUACUGCCAAACUGCAAGCACAGCUUCCAUACCCAAUGCAUAGAUUCGUGGUUAGUGAAGACUCCCAUUUGUCCAAUUUGUCGAACCAGAGUUCAUCCCCCGAAUAUUGGGGUCAUUUUGAGUCAAGAAAGUAGUGUCUCAGCUAUUGGAGUUGAAUUAACAUAGCAGCAAAUAGAUUUCAUUUGGGACUGGCUUGAACUCCAGUUUGUCAAUCCAUCAUAAAUCAGCUUCCAGUUCCUGUGGUAUAAACUUGGUGUGAGCGUCCUCGGUCAUGCAAGUAAAACGGCAAGUCCACUCGUUUUUCAACAAAUUUAGAUCUAUUACUGGUUCUGCUAGAUGUGAUCAUGUCAAUAUUUGUUUUUUCAGCAGCAUAACUAAGAAAUUAACUUGGAAUUCUAUUUUAGGCAUAUUAUGUAUAAAAUUCCACUGUUAAAAUCUUGCAUAUGCAUCUUAUUUAAUCAUCUGUUGCACUUGUGCAUGAUCUGACCUUCUCAUUGUACAGUUGCAGGAUCAAAUAAGUAGCAGUUCUAAUGACAUAUAGGUGGGUGUAAACUCUUAUAUUUUGAUUGUUCAUCAAUCAUUAUUUCGUUGAACUGGGCAAUUGGGGCAGUGAUGGAUGCAUUCACUUGGUAAUUGCGCUCUUUUUGCUCAUAAAGCUAAAAUAAGAAAAGAAAAUAUUUUUUUUAAUGACAGAAAAUUCCCUCUGAUAAUUAGACCUUUAGGAGCUGUGAAAAAUGGUCUUAAACAAGUCAAAUGUAAUACCCAUAUGGAGGGACGAUGUAAUUUCUUGCUUCUACUACUUCAUAAAUACAAUCCAGGGUGAAUUUUGUUA